AUGGCAGAGCAGAGUAGCCGCGAUGUGGUAGAUCAGACCCUGUCGGGCGGCGAGCCUUCGCCUUCCGACGUUCCUGCGAGCACAACCGACAAGACUUCUGCUGGAGGGGACGUGGGCAAACAUAUCGCACAACUGCCAGAAUCCCAAAUAUUAUCCGAACAAAAAUCCAACGACGUGACGACAGAGACGACAGAAUCUCAAGGCAAGCGGACUGGAGGCGAUAAGGACACCGGGGGCUCUUUGAUGGUGGGUAUCGUUGAUGGAAAAGAAGAGAAUAGUCGGCUGAACUGGUUGCAGGAUCCUUCAAAGCAAGGUGUUGGAUUGGUUGCCUCUCGAGCUCUUGAGCUUAAUGGACUAGCGUCGGCAUCAGAUGGUGGAGAUGAUACGGCGUCCCAAGGCGGCUCAGAGUCAGAUACCAGUCGAACAGAUGGUAGACACCACACUCGAACGGGAUCUGUGAAGAAGCCUUCGAUGUUCAAGCCGAUGUCUUUCACCAAGUUCACUAUGCCAAAAGCGCCGGGAGCCCCUCCCCCUCUUAAAGCGCCUGAAAAAGGUUUGUUUGUAUAUCUCUCUAUUGUGGCCCGUGUCUAA
Penicillium verhagenii is the source of this 591-nucleotide messenger RNA. Its product is annotated as ATPase F0 complex subunit F mitochondria. The record is from RefSeq and is a predicted model, not a curated record. The coding region runs from base 1 to 591 and encodes 196 amino acids. The transcript has a single exon. Lineage: Eukaryota; Fungi; Ascomycota; Eurotiomycetes; Eurotiales; Aspergillaceae.